Gekko japonicus is the source of this 1015-nucleotide messenger RNA. It is a transcript of the gene BNIPL, whose product is annotated as BCL2/adenovirus E1B 19kD interacting protein like. Gene Ontology annotation, cellular component: cytoplasm. Gene Ontology annotation, biological process: apoptotic process. The record is from RefSeq and is a predicted model, not a curated record. Lineage: Eukaryota; Metazoa; Chordata; Lepidosauria; Squamata; Gekkonidae. The transcript has 9 exons. Bases 71 to 1015 code for a protein of 314 amino acids.
AUUCCUGCGCCGGGCUGGGAGGAGAGCAGAGAUCCAGCCGGGCUUCUUUGCUGGGGGUCAGGCAGGCCCCAUGGGCUCCUACGUGGGAGUGGAUGCGGCUGUCUUCCCGUCCGGACGGGGUACGAAGAACCCGGAGAAGCCGACGGGCCUGGAGCAGAGCAGAGAGACGGUGAAUAUCAAGGACAUGGAGCUGAAAGAGGAAUGGCAAGAUGAUGAAUUUCCCCGGCCCCUUCCGGAAGAGGUCUCCGAAGAGGACUUUGAAGACUGCAGCUUAGACCUCAGCCCAGCCGUUGCCCCCAACACCCUGGAGCUGUGCGGCCGCCGGCGGAUGAAGAAACGCCUCCCCGCCCCCGAUCUCGGCGAGGGCUCCGUCAAGUCCGGCGAAAUCCCGCUGCACACGCCGGACGGCAGCCUGGACAUCGACGUCGACGAGCUCGAGACACCGUCCGACAGCGAACUGCAGGAGGGCUCUGAGAACGGACAUGAAUAUGAGUGGGAAGAUGACCUCCCCAGGGCUCAGCGCCUGGACGACAGCCUGUCUGAGAAAUUCUGCUCCGACCGCGUGGUGGACUUCAAGAGCCCGGAUGGGCAGGCGUGGCGGGUCUUCCGGUUGGACGAGAGGGAACUGAAGGUGGACUUGCGUGCCAUCGGGCCCUACAAGCGGGUCAUCUCUCACGGAGGCUACCAUGGCGAAGGCCUCAAUGCCAUCAUAAUGUUUGCCUCCUGCUACUUACCGGAGAACACCAUCCCCAAUUACCCCUACGUCAUGGAGAACCUCUUCAGCUACAUCAGCAGCACGCUGGAGCUGAUGGUGGCGGAAAACUACACACUGGUGUGCUUGAACGGGGCCACCCCGCGCAGCCGGGUCCCUCCUUUCGCCUGGAUCAGGCAGUGUUACCAGACCAUCGACAGGCGACUCCGGAAGAACUUGAAGUCCCUGAUUCUUGUGCAUUCCACCUGGUACGUCAAAGCGGUGAUGACUGUGCUCAGACCGUUCAUCAGGAAAGGGGUAUAA